AUGAGCAAUCACCUUUCGCCCGCUUCGGUGAGCGAGCACUCGAGUUACGCUGCAUCCAGCAGCCACCUCGGCGCAAGCCCCGCUCCAUCCCACCACUCCUCCGCCACAUCCAUGUCCUCCUCCUCGCCUUCGCCCUCGAACAAGAUCAAGUCGUCCUCGGCCUCGGACAACGGCGACUUUGAACCGCCCGCCAAGCCCAUCACCUGCCGAUGGGACGACUGCGGCAAGAUCUUCUACGACCCCGAGGUCGUCUACAAGCACCUCUGCGACGACCACGUCGGCCGCAAGUCCACAAACAACCUCUGCCUCACCUGCAAGUGGGAGGGCUGCGACGUCAGCUGCGCAAAGCGCGACCACAUUACUUCGCACAUCCGCGUACACACCCCGCUCAAACCACACAACUGCGACGUCUGCGGCAAGACCUUCAAGCGUCCCCAGGACCUCAAGAAGCACGAGCGCAUCCACACCGAGCAGCACCAGCAGCAGCGCCAGCACAAGGCCGCACAGAACGCCGCCGCUCGCGCCUACACCAUGGCAGACCCCUCCGCCGCCUUUGGCGCCUACCCAUACCCAGUCCACGCCUCCAACGCCUACCUCGGAUACCCCGCCCUCCCCACUCAGCAGCAGCAGCACCACCAGCACGGCCUCUACCCCACCACCGCCGCUGCCUACCCCUCCGCCUACCCCUCGCUCCCCAAUCGCGACCACUACGCACACUCCACAUCAAGCGCCUCGCUCUCGCCCAUGUCGUCGCGCAUCGACACCCCUCAAGGCACCAGCCCCGGCCCCAACCACCACGUCCAGGACGCCGGCUCCUACAUGCACCUCGCCCAGGGCCUCGACUCGCGCAACAAGGUCACCUCCGACCCCACCUCCUACACCUACCUCGCCCACGGCGCCACCACCAGCCACCACCUCGCCGGCAACAAACGUGGCCACGAACACGUCGAGGACUUCUUUGGCGACCUCCGCCGCAAGAAGCUCGCCCCCGCCUACGACUCGCACAUGGCAGACAGGCUCACCCAGACCUUCGGCAUGGGCGGCAUCGACGAUGUCUCGCUCAACGCCAUCCUCUCCACCUUUGACCCUUCCGCUGCCUACCAGGCGCCCAACAACGCUGGAGGCGCAAAGAUGGAGUCGGGCGUCCACGCGCGUGCUCCCGUCAAGCAGGACUCCACCGACCUCGCACAGCUCAACGCCUUCCUUCUCCAGCUCGGCGCCAGCGCAGCCUCGGCACUCCCCGCAUCGCACUCGCACAGCUUCUCGUCGUCGUCGUCCGUCGGCUCCUCUGCCUCGUCCUCCUUCUCGUCCCAGGGCCAUGCCGCCGACUUUGACCUCUCGUCGCUCUCCCAGUACGGCCUCACCCACAUUCCUGGUUUCGACGAGUCGCUGCUCGCCAACGCCUCCAACCCUCAGCGCGCCAUCGCCCAGCUGCCUAGCCGCGCUCACCACCACUACCCCGAUUCGGCGUACGCGAGCGGCUCGCACCAGAUGCAUCAGCCUGCCUUUGACAGCGUCCGUGUCUCGCGCGGCAACGCCAUCGUCCCGCAGCUCGCCCCCGUCGACGUCGGCGGCCACUCUUACCGCCGCGUAGAGGCGCUCACCCGCGCCGCUCCCGAGCACGCCGACACCCUACGCGCCGAUGCGCUCCGCACCGCCCCGGUCAAGGCCGAGGAGGACGCCAUGGAGGAGGACGAGCUGGACGACGACGCCUCUUCGCACGCCGGCGACCGCUACCGCUCCGUGAGCCCCGCCGCCUCGUCCGAGAGCGGAUGGUCCGAGGCGGGCCGCCGCGACAGCUCGUCGCCUUCGCACGGCCUCUAUCCCCGCGUGUCGCCCUCGGAGGCAUCGCGCCGUCUGCCACCGCUGCGCUCCAACUCGACCGCCAGCACGUCUGCGUCGAUCAGCUCGCUGCUCGACUCGGACGCACGCCUGCCCUCGAUGCGACGCCAGAGUGCGGCCAUGGAAUCGGCGGGCACGCGCCACUCUGCACCCGCCUCGUCGCCAUCGCCGUCGGCGUCCUCGUCGUCGUCGUCAUCGUCGCUCUACCCGAGCCUCACCGAGCGCGUGUCGCAGAUGGAGGGUCUGGGUCGGCCGCUGGCGCGUUCGCCGUCGGUGGAUGGCGAGGCGCGCGAGGCCAUGGCGCGCGAGCACGUGCGAUUGAUUCGCGACCUGCUCAUUGCCAUCAACUUCCCCGACCAGGCGCGCGCCAAGCUCCAGUCGCAACAGCGUGUGCGUCUGCCACCCAUCCUCACCUCGGCUGCGCGCAGCAAGACCGAGGAUGGCGAGACCACGCCCUCGGCUGAGGCGGAGCAUGUGCGCGAUGUCGACAGCGACCGCAACUCGACCCCCACCCCGCCUGGCAGGCCCACGCUGCCCACGCUCAGCCAGCUGCUCAACGACAUGCCCGAGCCAAGGCAGCGUCCCAUGGCCGAGCGCCAGAUGGAGUGCGAUGUUUAG
Messenger RNA from Moesziomyces antarcticus, 2460 nucleotides. RefSeq lists its product as uncharacterized. Gene Ontology annotation, cellular component: nucleus. Gene Ontology annotation, biological process: positive regulation of transcription by RNA polymerase II. The transcript has a single exon. The record is from RefSeq and is a predicted model, not a curated record. Lineage: Eukaryota; Fungi; Basidiomycota; Ustilaginomycetes; Ustilaginales; Ustilaginaceae. The coding region runs from base 1 to 2460 and encodes 819 amino acids.